Molecule: messenger RNA, 2571 nt
Organism: Echinops telfairi (small Madagascar hedgehog)
Lineage: Eukaryota; Metazoa; Chordata; Mammalia; Afrosoricida; Tenrecidae
Gene: DBH
Product: dopamine beta-hydroxylase
Exons: 10
Coding region: 1-1458 (485 amino acids)
Biological process (GO): norepinephrine biosynthetic process; dopamine catabolic process; octopamine biosynthetic process
Cellular component (GO): secretory granule membrane
Molecular function (GO): dopamine beta-monooxygenase activity; copper ion binding
Source: RefSeq, a predicted model, not a curated record
AUGCAGACCCUCGGUCCCCGGCGGAGGUGGCCCGGGCUCCCCUGCCCCAGUGCGCGUGAGGCGGCCUCCAUGUACGGCACUGCCGUGGCCGUGUUCCUGGUCAUCCUGGUGGCUGCGCUGCAGGGCUCCGCACCCCCUGAAAGCCCCUUCACCUACCACAUCCCAUUGAACCCCGAGGAGACCCUGGAGCUGUCCUGGAAUGUCAACUACACCCAGGAGACGGUGAACUUCCAGCUCCUGGUCCGGAAGCUGCAGGCCGGCGUGCUCUUCGGCAUGUCUGACCGCGGCGAGCCGGAGAACGCAGACCUGGUUGUGCUCUGGACAGAUGGGGACAGAGCCUACUUUGGGUACGAGCCCAUUGUCACCGCGGGCAACGAGGCCCUGGUCCACCACAUGGAGAUCUUCCAGUGCUCGGCCACCUACGAGAGCUUCCCCCACUUCAACGGGCCCUGCGACUCCAAGAUGAAGCCGGAGCGUCUCAGCUACUGCCGCCACGUGCUGGCUGCCUGGGCUCUGGGCGCGAAGGCGUUUUACUACCCGGAGGAAGUGGGCUUGCCCUUUGGCGGUCAGGGCUCCUCCCGGUACCUCCGCUUAGAGGUCCACUACCACAACCCUCUGAACACCCAAGGCCGGCGCGACUCCUCGGGCAUCCGCCUGUACUACACGCGCUCGCUGCGGCGCUACGACGCGGGCAUCAUGGAGCUGGGGCUGGUGUACACGCCCGUGAUGGCCAUCCCUCCGCGGGAGCCCGCCUUCACGCUCACGGGCUACUGCACCGACAAGUGCACCCAGCUGGCGCUGCCGCCCUCCGGAAUCCACAUCUUCGCCUCACAGCUGCACACACACCUGACCGGCCGCCAGGUGGUGACGGUGCUGGCCCGGGAUGGCCAGGAGAGGGAGGUGGUGAACAGGGACACGCACUACAGCCCCCACUUCCAGGAGAUCCGCAUGCUGAAGAAGGUGGUGACCGUUCACCAGGGAGACGUCCUCAUCACUUCCUGCACAUAUAACACGGAGGACAGGCAGCUGGCCACUGUGGGCGGCUUCGGGAUCGAGGAGGAGAUGUGCGUCAACUACGUGCACUACUAUCCCCAGACCCAGCUGGAGCUGUGCAAGAGCACCAUGGACGCCGGCUUCCUGCAGAAGUACUUCCACCUGGUGAACAGCUUUGACAGCAUGAACAUCUGCACCUGCCCGCAAACCUCCAUCCCCCAGCAGUUCGCCUCCGUGCCCUGGAAUGCCUUCAACCGGGACGUGCUCAAGGCCCUGUACGGCUUUGCCCCCAUCUCCAUGCACUGCAACAAGUCCUCAGCUGUCCGCUUCCAGGGUGAGUGGAACCUACAGCCGCUGCCCAAGAUCACCUCCACUCUGAGGGGGCCCGCCCGGCACUGCCCCGCCAGCCGGGCCCAGCGCCCCAGCGGCCCCACCGUGGUCAACGUGACUAGGGGCAGAGGCUGAUGGGGGCCCUCCCUCCCCCAUCCCUCCUGCUGUCCCUGUCCUGUCCCCCUGACCGCCCCUCUCUGUGAAGACCCCUUGGAACAACUGCGUGCCCAGGACCUCUGAGACCUGGCCCACCCCAGCUCUCCCCCAGGGCUCGGGGACCCCAGUGGUGGCUGACCUGCCCUCUGACCCCUGUGCUAAGGAAGCUUCCGAUUAAGCCCCCCACUGUCCCAAGAGCUGGCUCCACACUAGGCCCUCAUGGGGUUGCCAGCAUCCCCCCAACCUCCGCCCACCCCAGCGUGUCCCCCGGCAGGCAAGGUGCUCUGCCGUGCAUGCCGGGUGGGAGUUCUGCUUGGCGGUCUCCGGCAGCUCAGCCUCUUUCCCGCGGGGGUGUCUGUCUCAGAGGCAGGACAGGCAUUGAGCUCAUUAGAGCCGUGGGGGGAAAUUGCUCCCUGGCGCAGUAAACAGACAUUAUCACCCACCUAAAGGGAGACUCGGCAGCAAACACCUCCCAGAUGGGACAGACCGCUCGCCCCCCAGUCCCCCAGGUGAUGAGGGGUUCCUGAACCGGGGCUGGUUCUGCCACCCGGGAGCGGGAGGAGGCACUCAGGCAGGCCAUGUGCUGCCCACCCUUGAUUUCUCUCUGUGAGAUGGCCGAGAGGCGGACGGUGGUUCUCGGACAGCCCCCACCCCACCCCCGCAGCAGCCACAAGUCUGGCCCGGACAGAGCUCCACUCGGAUGACUGCUGGAGAGAGUGGCCAGGAAGAGACAGGCACCGGUGGGCAGGAGAGGCCGGCCGGCCAGCAUCUUUACAGCCUGGGGUGGCCGGCGGGGCCAGCCCAGCCUCUCGGGACCUUAGCUCCCCUAGCCGCUGAGAGUCCCCCCUCUGACCCUGCCAAGGGUCUGGCUAGUACAUAGAGUAGUGGGUUUGAGGAGACGUACCCCCAGAAGCAGGCUGCCCCCCACCCCAGUCUGGCCCCCAGGGAGAGGCUGUUGCCUGAGAGGAGGGGCAGGGGGGUGCCCACAUGACUUGGGGGUGGAUAUCCAGGUGCCCCCACAGCAGCAGCCCUGUGCUUUUCUGCCAGGCCCAAAUGGGGGGCCUGGCUGCUCCUGCGCCCCCACCCGUGCGU